CAACAGUGAGAAAUUUUAUCCUUUUGCCAAAUUAUCAUUUUGCCCCUAUUAAAAAAAUAAAUAAAUAAAAGAAGGCAGACACGCAGGGGCAUUAUUCAUUUUCAUCCUCUGCUUCCUCAUUCUCUCGAUCAUUCCAGUGAGGUGAGAGUGUCGGCCCUUCUCUUGAGAUCUCCUCGCCCUCUUCCUGUUUUCGAUCAGCUCGCCGGCAUGCUUAAGAGUGUUCGCUGUGGUUCCUCGUUUCUUUCUUUUCUAGCCACUGUAACAGAUCGAAGCUUCCUUCCUCCUGUCAUCACCGGCGUCAUUUGUGAGAAGAGGAGGUCGCUGGAGACGGGGUGCAUGGACGAGCAUCUUGUAGCUGCUGUCGGAGGUUGCUAUCAGUCUCCUCUUUUCCCUUCCUCCAUCAUAACUAUAUCCAGGAAACAGAAUUUUUCCCUCCCCUGUUCUUCACUGUGUUCUUCUUCUUCCUCUUUUGUGCUGUUGGUGGUUUGUGGGGAUACCUUAGUUGACGUUGAUCCUCAUGCUGAUCUUGAGAGCUGUUACACAUGCUGAGUGGAGAGUUCAUGAAAGUCCCUCCUUUUGAUGUAAUGUCAAUUUAUGUAUGUUUCACUUCAAAAAAAAAAAAUAUAACUAGAUGCUCCACAUAGACUAUAGCUAGGGUUUUUAUUUAAUAUAUAUAUAUAUAUAUGCUGAUUGCUAGUUGGGAGGAGUUGAGCUCCCAAUUGAUAUAAGAUUUUUAUGGAAACUUUUGUAUUGUAGAAUCUUCGUAAGAUCCUAUUUACAGGUGAGGUUUUGUCAAAAUUUCUACCAAACGUCGAAUGCUAUGUUAUAAUGAUUAAUAUUAAAAUAGAUCCGAUUAUUUUAGAAA
Messenger RNA from Prosopis cineraria, 865 nucleotides. RefSeq lists its product as uncharacterized. Bases 208 to 549 code for a protein of 113 amino acids. The transcript has 2 exons. The record is from RefSeq and is a predicted model, not a curated record. NCBI's taxonomy places the organism in Eukaryota, Viridiplantae, Streptophyta, Magnoliopsida, Fabales, Fabaceae.